AUGACAGGAAAUCCGGCUCUAUGCCAUCUUUGUGAAAAUAUGCCGCAAUUCGCCCCAGACCUUGCGGUGGAGCGUAAAUGCGCCUCUCCACCCAGACGUACUGGCGCGCCAGGCUUGGCCGGAUGCCAUCGGGCGCCUGCGUCCGUCGGUCUCCAGUGGCGGCUUAUCCACGACCUCGUCCGAACGAACAUUGCCGGGCGUCACGCACUAGGUCCUCUACUUGAGAAGCGGGAGCAAUCCUCGUUGAGCUCGUACAGCUUCUCCAGGUUGCGGAGCGUGGCGAUCAGCGACCAGAUCCAAAGAGUUCCUCAGCUCAUUAUUGAUGCCGCACCAUCCUGCCCUCAUGGCCAAUGA
Molecule: messenger RNA, 354 nt
Organism: Pyricularia grisea
Lineage: Eukaryota; Fungi; Ascomycota; Sordariomycetes; Magnaporthales; Pyriculariaceae
Exons: 2
Coding region: 1-354 (117 amino acids)
Source: RefSeq, a predicted model, not a curated record